GCAGUUGCUUUUGUUUUCCUAAGGUUCCAUCCGGAUCCGAACCGUUCAUUCUUAGUCAACAAAAUCAUAGGAAAUAACAGUUCAAAUAAACUCCGAAGUCACUAACCUCAAACCUUAAAACAGAAAUCAACAACUAAGACGAAAUGAGAUCUCAUGUUGUUCUAUUUGGAGAUUCAAUCACUGAACAAUCUUUUAAGCCUAAUGGAUGGGGUUCAGCUCUUGCCAACACCUACACUAGAAAGGUUGAUGUAGUAGUUCGUGGGUAUGGUGGAUAUAAGAGUAGGUGGGCAUUGUUCUUGUUGCAGACCCUUUUAGUGGGUUACACGAACCCUCCUGUAGCUGUCACAAUUUUCUUUGGUGCUAAUGAUGCAGCCCUUUUAGGAAGAACCAGUGAACGACAACAUGUGCCAGUGGAAGAGUACAAAGAGAACCUUAGAAAAAUUGUUCAUCAUUUCAAGGAACUUUCUCCUGCAAUGUUGGUGGUAAUAAUUAUUCCACCACCUAUCGAUGAGGAAGGGCGAAACGAGUAUGCACGGGAAUUGUCCGAAAGGACAAACGAAGUGACUGGAGUUUAUGCAAAACAGUGCAUUGAAUUAGCUAAGGAAUUGGGUGUUUACUCUAUCAAUCUAUGGUCCAAGAUGCAGGAAACCGAAGGAUGGCAAAAGAAAUUUCUAAGUUCUCAAGUUUUACGAAAUUGUACUUUCUUUUACGGUGAUGGAUUGCACUUGACAGCAGAAGGUAAUGCAAUAGUCCAUGAAGAAGUGGUGAGAGUUUUCAGUGAAGGAGGGUUAGAUGCUACACAAUUGGCAAGUGAUUACCCUCAUCACUCUGAAAUCGAUCCGAAGAACCUUGAGAAAUCUUUCCAAGAGAGAUCUUGCACAGCAGGUUUAUAACUAUUGUUUCCUUCUCUAUACUUUUUAGAAUUUUUCUUGACAAGACAUUUUAUCGAUUCUCCAGCACAGGUAUGGUGCAAUUGUAAUGUGACAUUUUCUGUGAAAGUAUUCUAUGCUAAAACUCUAUUUUUGGAUUUGA
This is a messenger RNA of Papaver somniferum (opium poppy), 1032 nucleotides long. RefSeq names its product GDSL esterase/lipase At5g62930-like. Lineage: Eukaryota; Viridiplantae; Streptophyta; Magnoliopsida; Ranunculales; Papaveraceae. The record is from RefSeq and is a predicted model, not a curated record. The transcript has 6 exons. Gene Ontology annotation, molecular function: hydrolase activity, acting on ester bonds. The coding region runs from base 144 to 893 and encodes 249 amino acids.